GGAAGUAGACAGAUAAUGUCAAUGGAUGUCGUGUCGGAAUUUUACGUGUAAUUGAUAUUUUGACGGGGUUUUCGUCUCUGAUCGCCGAUGAAAUCGAUCUGUUAAACUUCGGUUUUGGGCUCAGGUGACUAAAUCGACGAAAAUCCUGCCCGAAACCAGUUAUUUUCCAGGCAAAACGUCACCACGGCUGUUGCCGGUCGGCCAUGUUGUAACCAACAGGCAAGCUGCUCGGGUUUAUUUUUGACAGAAGCUGUCCAAACAUUUGAGGAAAUCGACUGAUAUCUAGUUUUAAAAUGGCUGCAACAGCAGAACCACCGGCAGAAUGCAACAUCAAAGUAAUUUGCCGUGUUCGGCCGUUGAAUGCGAUUGAAGAGAAGGCAGGGAGCAAAUUUAUUCUGAAAUUCCCUACGGAAGAUUCCAUUUCCAUCGGGGGCAAGGUGUUUGUAUUUGACAAGGUGUACAAGCCAACCGUCACCCAGGAGUAUGUGUACAAUAUAGCAGCCAAACCUAUUGUAGCAGAUGUACUUAGUGGAUACAAUGGAACUAUAUUUGCCUAUGGUCAGACGUCCAGUGGGAAGACCCAUACCAUGGAGGGUGUUAUUGGGGAGCCCACCAAGCACGGCAUUAUUCCACGCAUCGUCAAUGACAUCUUUAACUAUAUCUACGGCAUGGACGAAAACUUAGAAUUCCAUAUAAAGGUUUCCUACUUUGAGAUUUACUUAGACAAAAUUCGAGACUUGUUAGACAUUACAAAAACCAACUUGCCUGUCCAUGAAGAUCAAAACAGAGUCCCAUAUGUCAAGGGAGCGACUGAAAGGUUUGUGUCCAGCCCUGAAGAAGUCAUGGAAGUCAUUGAGGAGGGAAAGUCCAACAGACAUGUGUCCGUCACUAACAUGAAUGAGCACAGCUCCAGAAGCCAUAGCGUAUUCUUGAUCAAUGUGAAACAAGAGAAUGAGGAGACUCAGAAGAAACUCAGCGGCAAACUCUACCUGGUUGAUUUGGCAGGUAGUGAGAAGGUCAGUAAGACAGGAGCUGAGGGUAUGGUGUUGGAUGAGGCGAAGAACAUCAACAAGUCUCUGUCAGCACUUGGUAACGUCAUCUCUGCUCUGGCUGAUGGCAAUAAAUCCCACGUGCCGUACAGAGACAGCAAGUUAACAAGGAUCCUUCAGGAGAGUUUAGGAGGUAAUGCCAGGACGACCAUGAUCAUCUGCUGUUCCCCAGCCUCCUAUAACGAGUCAGAAACCAAGUCCACACUCAUGUUUGGACAGAGAGCAAAGACGAUCAAGAACGUUGUGACAGUGAACGAGGAGCUGACAGCAGAAGAGUGGAAGAGGCGCUACGAGAAAGAGAAGGAGAAGAAUGCCAAGCUGAGAGGCAUGCUGGCGAAGAUGGAUGCAGAGCUCCAGAAGUGGCGCAGUGGUCAAACGGUGUCACAAGACGAGCAGAUUGACCUUAAAGCAGAGACGGAUGCUGCAACGCCUGGUGCUGCGGGCGACAAGACACAAGUGAUCACGCAGGUGGCGGGUGCAGGUGCGGGAACAUCAAUCAGUGACAUAGAGCGAGGCCAGUGGGAAGAGGAGAGACUGAAGCUGUAUCAACAGCUUGAUGACAAGGAUGAAGAGAUUAACAACCAAUCACAGCUGAUUGAGAAGCUGAAGGAGCAAAUGCUAGAACAGGAAGACUUGAUCUCCGCGUCCCGACGAGAUUAUGACAGCCUCCAGGCAGAGAUGAACCGUAUCCAAGGCGACAAUGAGUCCGCCAAGGAUGAGGUGAAGGAAGUUCUGCAGGCUUUAGAGGAGCUGGCAAUGAACUACGAUCAGAAGUCACAGGAAGUGGAUAACAAGAACAAAGAAAACGAGUCCCUGAGCGAAGAACUUAGCAGCAAACUGUCCACGCUGAACAGUGUGCAGAAUGAACUCGACAGUCUCAAAGACUCAACACUUCACCAGAGGAAGAGAGUGACUGAAAUGAUGGCGAGUCUGCUCAAGGAUCUAGGUGACAUUGGAGGCAUUGUGGGAGGAAAUGCAGCUGAGAGCAAGCCUGAUGUUGUUGCCAGUGAGAAAAUUGAGGAAGAGUUCACCGUGGCUCGGCUUUACUUGAGUAAGAUGAAAUCUGAGGUAAAAACGCUCGUUAGCAGGUGUCAACAGCUGGAGGUGUUCCAGACGGACAAUAACAAGAGACUGGAAGUGACUGAAAAGGAUUUGUCUGACUGCAGACUUCUCAUCCAGCAGCAUGAGGCUAAGAUCACAAGCCUCCAGGAAUCCAUGAAGGAUACAGAGGUGAAGAAGAGAGAGCUGGAGGAGUCCCUGGACGCCCUCAACGAGGAGUGUGCUAAACUCAAGGCACAAGAACAAGUUCAGGUGGCGACAUUAUCCCAGCAGGCCAAGGAGACAAGUGAUGAGCUGAAGAAUGUACGAGACGUACGCGCUGCACUGGAGACGCAGAUGGAGAACCAUCGCGAGCAGCACCACAAGCAGCUCACUGCGCUCAGAGAUGAGAUCUCUGAGAAACACAGCAUGAUUGAACAGCUGAAAGAUACAAACCAGAAGCUGGCUUUGGCCCAAGAGAAGCUGCAGGCUGACUAUGACAAGCUGAAGCAGGAAGAGAGUGAGAAGUCAGCCAGACUGGCAGAACUCUCUCUGCAGAUGGACCGUCGUGAACAGGCCAAGCAGGACCUGAAAGGACUCGAGGAGACAGUGGCAAAGGAGCUUCAGACCUUACACAACCUGAGGAAACUCUUCGUACAGGAUCUCCAGAAUCGUGUCAAGAAGUCUGUGAACAAGAAAGAAGAAGAAGAAGAUGAGGAGACAGGAGGAAGCGCUGCCCAGAAACAAAAGAUUGUAUUCCUGGAGAACAACCUGGACCAGCUGACAAAGGUCCACAAACAGUUGGUGCGUGAUAACGCUGAUCUGAGAUGCGAGUUGCCGAAGCUGGAGAAGAGACUGAGGGCAACAAUGGAGAGAGUUAAGUCCCUUGAGACAGCCCUGAAGGAGGCUAAAGAGGGCGCUAUGAGGGACAGGAAGAGGUAUCAACACGAGGUGGACAGAAUUAAGGAGGCGGUCAGACAGAAGAAUCUAGCCCGUAGAGGUCAUGCAGCCCAGAUUGCUAAACCAAUCCGUGCUGGUCAGCACCCAGGUGCCCCAGGAACUGGGAUUCGCGGAGGGGGCGGUGGCAUGUCCCAGAACGGACCAGUCACAGAAAGCAAGGCUCAUUCCACGCUUAUCAACUAGUAGAUAAACCAGCUGUGCCAGAACUCCAGUGAGUAACAGUGGAUGCCACUUCUAGCCUAUAGGCGUGCAUAUUUCAGAGGAGCUACAGCGGUCGCUUUUUUUCCAUGGGGAAAAAUGCAAUUUCUUCUGCGACCAUGUUGUCCGUUUUUGACGCUUUGUAUAAAAUAACACCAGGGCAAGUUUUUUUGUAGCAUUCCUUAAGCUUUCUGUGUGUGUGCAUAAACUUGGCAACAAUCCACCAUCUGAAAUAGAACACCCAGCCCUUACAGGAAAAUCUAGACUACUUUGGAAAGGGACAAGAAGUACCUGUCUAUCCCAGACUGUCUCGCAUUUACAUGUGCCCUUGGGACUGUUUGGUAACAUAGAAUGAAUUCUGGAGAGAAAAAGGGGAAAGGAUAUUUACAACUGGUGAAAAUGUAUUGCGAUAUAAGAUGGCAUGGUGCUCCAUUAGUAAUGUAAACAUUUUGACCUAGUGGUUUAAGUUUAGAUACGUGUAGUUUGGCCGAAAACAUGGAAUAGAUUUGAAAAUAAAGAUGUGACUGGGUAGGCCAGAAUUGGUAUUCUACCACUGUGUUAAGCAUCCAUUCUGAACGAAGUAUUUCCAGACAGUCCCUUGAUCAUAAGUAAGUACAAGACAGUCUGGGAUUUUAGAGACUGGACAAUUUUUGGAUUUUGUGCAGUUCCCCCUCACUCUCUUCAUUCUGUAUAUACAAGACAACUAUUUAUAGACUUGGUGUUUAAUAUAUGAAUAUAUGUUCAUCUAUACGUAAAUACAUACAUGCAUAUAUAUAUAUAUAUGAAAUCUCACAUGCCACAACCUUUAUAUUUAAAAUUAUAGGUAUGUGCUAUAUUUCAAUUCACCAUUUUACAAUUGGGUAUAGCUCUACAUGGGAAACUGUGAACCGAAACAAUAUUGUGACAGAGCUUUUUUGAUUCAACAUGGUCAAAGUAAAUUCCUGCAUUUUAACAGCUGCUGAAAGCCACAUAUGGAUGAAGAUACUGUAAUGCUUUACAACAUGGAGAUGCAUAUAACAUCUCAGUUUUUUGCACCAGUGUGAUAUAUGUGAAAUAAAUAGAUUUCUCUAAAUUUGUCAGAUAUGUAUAGGGACAGAUUUAGCAAGGUUUUGUGCAGUCUCCUAUGGGGGUGUGCACGAUAUAAAACCAGGUUUUCCUUAUCUGAAAUAUUUGAGAUUUUGACCACCUGUUAUCAGACUAGUCUGGCAUCUGGGUCACCCUUGGGUUUGACAGCUGUAUCACCUGUUGGGAUAGGUGUUGUACACGACAUCUGGAUGACUCCCUUAAACACAGAAUGGCCAACAUAGCAACAUGGGCUUUAUCACUGCUAGAAAGACACUGAGAUACUCAUUAAUUUCAGUUAUCAAAUUGUUUUUCUGCAGAGCUUACAUGUUCAGAUUUCAUAAUACUUCUAGCCUAGGCCUUCAAAAGUUAAUAAUUUUCCAUAUUUACUAAAUUGCAAUACACACAAUAAAAAGAGAGAGAAAUGAUACCAAUAGAUCUAAGCCAAAGACACCCCAAAGUGACCCAGAUUGCCAAUAGCACUGUCUGAAAUGGAACACUAUCAAUGUUUUUUCGAUGACCCUUCUUGCCACUGUAGCAAGAGCAAUGGAGGUCAUACUUUCGCACAAGCUUCACUAUUUCCCAUUUCCCAUCAAAUAAUUGGAAUUUGCAAGUCACCAGUACCUUGCCGGGAACACGACCAACUGGUACCUUUCUGCAGAACAUGAUUGUAUGGUCCAGUUGAACUUGGCUUUAUAGAUUGACGGACACCAACCCUAAAAAUUGUCUUUCUUUAGCCGAACAAGGUUAUUACCUCUUGUCUCCGUUUAACUGAGUGGUGUACUUUAUUGAAUUCUUCAGUUUUGUUCAAAACCUUUUUUCGUGACUUGUAAUUUUCUGCCAGAAACUGUCAUGUUGGAUUUUUAAGUUAAUGGUCACGUGCUGUGAAAUCUAAGACCGUCAUUUUAUGUUCCUUUAAUUCUCUUGAACUCGUUAUGAGGCUCUGGUCUUAUUCUUUACUGAUUAUGGUGCUUAAAGAUUGUUGAUUACUUGUCAUAUUUGUGUGGAGUUGUAUGUUUGUUUGUUUUUUUUU
Liolophura sinensis is the source of this 5340-nucleotide messenger RNA. RefSeq names its product kinesin heavy chain-like. The record is from RefSeq and is a predicted model, not a curated record. Lineage: Eukaryota; Metazoa; Mollusca; Polyplacophora; Chitonida; Chitonidae. Gene Ontology annotation, biological process: microtubule-based movement. Gene Ontology annotation, molecular function: ATP binding; microtubule motor activity; microtubule binding. The transcript has 25 exons. The coding region runs from base 294 to 3230 and encodes 978 amino acids.